AUGAAUCAUUUUGUCCGUUUACUAUUACUUUUUACGCCAUCAUUAGCUGCACUUGGUUUACUUGGAAUAGCAUUCGCUACAAAUUGGUGGACAAUACCUUUAGAAAGAAAUAUUCCUACUGAAGAUUCUUUAAAACAAUCAUCGAACGAUGAACGAAUCUAUUCAACAUUGAUUCGUAUACCUCUUUCACGUGGUUUAUUAACUGAAUGUGUUGCAUAUCGAAAUGUAAAAGUAUUAAUAUCGAGUGCAUACGAUUUUCGACCUGAACUAUCUCGCGACCAAGCUGCUAAAUUAGCACAUGAAAAUUGUACAGUUAAUCAGUUUACUUGUGAAACUGGUUUUUCUAUUGUACGUCCAUUGACACGUUGUAUUGAUCGUCGACAAAAAUGUAAUCGUAUUGUUGAUUGUGAAGAUAAAAGUGAUGAAAUAUCUUGUGCUGAAAAUCCCAAUGCACAUAAUAAUGAAUUUUUCAAUUGUCCAACUGGUUAUAGUAAAUGUCAGGAUGGAAAAUCAUGUUAUCGAAAAGCUGAACAAACAUGUGACGGAGUUUUUAAUUGUAUGGACAAAUCUGAUGAGCAAAAUUGUAAUGAUGAAAAAUGUCAACAAAAUAAACAUGUUUAUUGUCCUCGAGAAGGCACAUGUGCACGAAAAGAAAACUCGAAACGAUGCGAUGGAAUCGUUGAUUGUGCUGAUAAUUCUGAUGAAGAAAAUUGUUCACAAUGUACUUCAGGAUCAUCAGGUUUUCCAUGUGAUUCAAAAUGCUUCCCUGUUGAAUCUAAAUGUGACGGUGUUGUUCACUGUUCGGAUCUUAGUGAUGAAAUUGAUUGUAAAGAAUAUACGACAACAUCAAAUUAUCAAAAGAAAAUCUAUGACAACAAUCAAUAUUGUAUGGAACAACGUUUCGAUCCGUUUCGAUUUACUCCACCAAAUGAUUCAUUGAUAGAAUCAUAUUCAAAUCCAACGAAACGUAUGUCAUAUGUUCAUUUAGAUUACUGGUUACAUCUGAUAGUUGUUUAUGGUAUUAUUGGUGGAUUAAUAUUUCUUUUAUUUGCUGUCUUAUCGUUGUUCUUCUUUGGCUGUUGUCGUCGUCAUUGUAUAUGUGUACCAUUUUAUUUCUACGGUUUUGGGAUGUUAUUAGCAUGGUUACUCAUAUCAAUAGCUUUAAUUUCGUUUGUAUUAAUAUGGUUAUUUCAAAAGCAAAAUAUAUUAGAUGAUGAAACAACUUUACCAUUGGAAAUAAUGAUACAUGAAAGAAAUCCAAUGCUAAGACAUGUUGAAUUUUUUGGCCUAAGUUUUUGGUUAGCAUGUGGAGCUGCAUUAGCAACAUUCAUUGGUUUAUUAUUAUCAUAUUGUGUUUGUUGUACACUUGGUUCGGCACGAGCCGAUGAUAAAGAAUAUGAAAUAAUGCAAAUGCAUAAUUAUUAG
Messenger RNA from Rotaria socialis, 1425 nucleotides. The record is from the annotation of a GenBank genome assembly. NCBI's taxonomy places the organism in Eukaryota, Metazoa, Rotifera, Eurotatoria, Philodinida, Philodinidae.